CCGAGAUUCCGUAGGUUCAAGCACGGCCUCACACCUUCCCACCGCUCUUGGUUGUCUCUGCCCCUCAAACCCUCACAGCCAUCUUUCUUCACAUAGCGAAGAGUGGUCCAACACGGGCUCAGCCACCUUCGCCCCGCGCUACUCUGGCUCCUAGCCGCCAUGCCACCCAAGAGACAUUCCGCUCCAUCCAGAUUCGUGACUGCUUAUAACAAGCUCGCAGACUUUGACGUCGUAAGCUUGUUCAAGCGUGCCCCGCCACCUGGGACACCAAGAACCGUCUUCAUUGGCCAAUCCCUCCCCGAUGAGUCCUAUAACUUCUCAAAGAAAGGCAAAAAGACAAUUAAGCCCGAGAACACCUACGUAACCAACCAAGUCGUCACCUCAAAGUACACCAUUUUCACUUUCCUGCCGCGAAACCUCCUCGAGCAAUUCCGCCGCUUGGCUAACGUGUUCUUCCUUUUUAUCGCUAUCCUACAAUUCUUCCCAAAAUUCGCUACCAUUUCUCCUGGGCUUGUCAUCUUUCCCCUUCUCGUAGUUUUGGGCAUCACGGCCAUCAAGGAUAGCUACGAAGAUGCCAAGCGUCAUCAGUCAGAUCAUCGUGUGAACUACUCAGAGACUUUGACUCUCGUCGGAGGAGGGAUCCAAAAUCCUAACGUAAUGGGUCCUAAGCAGAAAACGUUUACACCUGGUAUUCCCAAGGCGUUACGCCGCAGAAGUAAAGGUUUGCUAGACCAAGCCGAAGAGAAAUCUGGCGAGGAAGAUUUGCACCCUGGUGCGGGUGUUCCACCAAGUCGUCGUGGUACUUUUACCAGCGUCACAUCCCCGUUUACCUCCAGUCGCGAUUCUGAUCCAAAUGUGCCCGCAGAUGUCGUCAUUUGUGCCACUUCGGAACCGGAACAUAUCGCCUUUGUGGAGACGAAGAAUCUCGAUGGGGAGACGAAUCUAAAGAGUCGUCGCGCCGUUGAGGAACUUUUUCAUCUGGCCUCGCCUCAAGCUAUCGUUGAGUCUAUUUCCAAGGAUCCCUUUCGUAUCGAGGCCGAGGCUCCGGACGUGAACAUGUACAAAUUGAAUGCGGCAGUGGUUUGGAGCGAUGGCCGACGGUGUCCUAUUGAUUUGCAGACGGUGUUAUUGAGGGGGACGGUUUUGAGGAAUACAGAGUGGGUGAUCGGGAUCGUACUCUAUACGGGGACGGAUACGAAGGUUGUCAUGAAUUCGGGUGUGACACCUUCGAAACGAAGCCGUGUCGAGAGGCAGAUGAAUCCUAUGGUCUUCAUCAACCUCGUUAUGCUUGCUACUAUGGGAGUUGUUUGUGCCAUCGUGGACUCCGUCCUUGAGCACCGUUAUGUUGAUCGUGGUGCUUAUUGGCUCUAUUUGGAUCAUCGGUCGACUGACAACCCCUCUAUCAACGGUCUCGUCACACUCGCAAACGCAUUCAUCACUUUCCAAAACGUGGUGCCCAUUUCGCUUUACAUCUCGAUCGAAUUCGUGAGAACGUGUCAGGCAGCGUUCAUCUAUUUCGAUUCGGAGAUGUAUUAUGUGAAACCAGGGCAGAGCGAGGACGAGGGACAGCCGACGCUUGCAAGAACUUGGAACUUGUCGGACGAUUUGGGUCAGAUCGAGUAUAUUUUUUCCGACAAAACUGGGACCUUGACUCAAAACUCCAUGGAAUUCCGACAAUGUUCGAUUGGUGGCAAGAUUUAUAAGGGCCAAGCUCCACCCGUCGCACCGACACCAAGCCCAUCUUCGUCUGAAAAGAGGCUGGCUGCGAAAGGGGGUUCGAAUCGGGGGUCGCCACCGGGUGGUGCGCAAUCUCUCACAUCUGAUGCACCAACUCUCGCAGAUCCUUCAUCCACGAUAGCUCCUCAGGUUAAACCCGGCGGAAUGCUCGUCCCUCCUGCUAUUAACGAUAAUGUCAACUUGACACCGGUCAAACUUGCCGAAGGCGUUCUAUCACACUUUUACGACCCCGAACUUUUGAAUGAUUUAAGAACGACCGAUCGAAAUGAGCGGAUUAAUGGUUUCUUUACUACGCUUGGAUUGUGUCAUACCGUGCUCACAAGUGCGGAUCCUGGGACGAGAGCCAUUUCGUAUAAGGCUCAAUCACCCGAUGAGGCUGCCCUCGUUCAGGCAGCUGCCGACGUGGGUUUCGUCUUCCUUGGACGUGAACCUUCUUCGGCUAUCGUCCGGUUACAAACCCCUUCCUCCCCUAAGCCUCAUCGGUAUGAAACAUUGAGCCUGUUGGAUUUCACAUCUACGAGGAAGAGAAUGAGCGUCAUUUUGAAGAAGAUUGAGGAUGGAGCCGGCACUGGCGAAGGGGUUGGCACUAUUCUGUUGUUGUGUAAAGGGGCGGAUCAGGUCAUCUUUGAGCGCCUGGGACCUAAUCAAGAGGAGAUGAAGGAGAGAACAGGUCAAGAUUUGGACACUUUUGCAAACGAAGGGUUGAGAACGCUCUGUCUUUCGUACAGGGUUGUGAGCCCUGAGGAGUAUGAAGAAUGGGACCACCAAUAUCGAGAGGCUCAAGUUCAGCUGGAAAAUCGUGAUGCCCAUGUUGAGCGUGUUGCGAAUGAGAUCGAACGCGAUUUAAUCUUGCUUGGUGCUACCGCCAUUGAGGAUAAGUUGCAGGAAGGUGUUCCUGAGACGAUUGCAGAUUUAAAGCGUGCCGGGAUCAGGGUCUGGGUUGCUACUGGUGAUAAACUGGAGACCGCCGUCGCUAUCGGGAAUAGUACGAACCUCAUAUCCCAUGAAUCGAAUCUUAUCGUCGUCAAAGGAAGUGAAACACCUGGUAAAACCGCGUAUAACCAAAUGGUUUCGUCCUUCGAGCGGUUCUUCCCCAAUUCAGGCGUCCUAGACAAGCCGAAUGUGCGGCCAACCUCUGAGUCCGACGAGCUCGCGCCAGUGACCAGUCGAAGGAACUUCAACCGAAUCAACACAGGACUUUCGGAUGUUAUUGCUCGUGAUAACGGUGAAAGGCCUGGUGGUUUUGUUCUCGUCAUCGAUGGUGUUGCUUUGGAGCAGAUUUUCGCCGAGGAAUUUUCAAAGGAUCUGCUUCUUGAGCUGGCUUUGCGUUGUGAAGCUGUUAUUUGCUGCCGUGUUUCUCCGCUUCAAAAAGCACUCGUCGUCAGACUCGUGAAGGACGGGCUGCACGUUAUGACACUCGCUAUAGGUGACGGCGCAAACGAUGUCAGUAUGAUCCAAGCUGCCGAUGUCGGCGUGGGUAUUUCUGGAGAGGAAGGUCUUCAAGCCGUGAAUGCAUCGGAUUAUGCCAUUGCACAGUUUAGAUUCCUCAAGAGGCUCUUGUUCGUUCAUGGACAGUGGAGUUAUGCGCGGAACGCAAACAUGAUUGUGAACUUCUUUUACAAGAAUAUCAUGGGUAUCGGUGUUCUUUGGUGGUUCCAAAUCUAUUGCGCCUGGAGUACGACAUACGUUUUCGAGUACACAUAUCUUCUCUUUUGGAACGUGUUCUGGUCCCUUGCCCCUGUCAUUGCCAUUGGCAUCUUCGACCGGAAUAUUGAUAGUGACAUUCUGAUGGCUAUCCCUGAGCUCUACCGUUACGGAAGAGAGAGGGUCUGGUUCGGCACCGGAAUAUUCCUGGCAUACAUGCUUGAUGGUGCAUAUCAGAGUGCGGUGGUUUUCUUCCUCUUGCUGUAUGCCUACAAAACCACCACAGCUCGUGGUGACGGCUAUGAUGUGUACAUGUACGAGUUCUCCACGACCAUGGUUAUUUCUGCUGUCAUGGUUGUAAAUGCGUUCCACGUUCUCUGUACUUCUGCAUGGACUGCUUGGGUAAUCUUCGCUGUGACGAUCGGUGUUGUCCUCAUCUUAGUCUACACGGCCAUUUACUCGAUUAUCCCACCCAAGACAUUCUACACUCCAAUCUAUGGGAACGAUCACUACUUGUUCCGGUCCGCUUAUUUCUACUUUGGAAUAAUACUUACCUUCUUCAUUGCGAUGGCGCCACGGUACUGCUGGAGGGCAUAUCGCAUGCUUUAUUAUCCAAAUGACAUUGACAUCAUGAGGGUUGUUCGACGGGACCAUCCUGACCUCGACCUUGCCAGUCAUCCGCUCAUUGGUCAACGUUGGGCUGAAGACGGGACGUUACGACCUUUGGAUGCUGGGGACCCAGAAAGUCAGUCGAACGUCAUUCGAUUGCCAAACCGACCCGCCAGCCAGGCAUCCUUCCGUGGACCGGCUGGCCAACGGACGGACAUGUCGACGGGGCUGGAGAUGUCGCCUUCUCGAGGGUUCGACUUCUCGCAGGAGGAAGGUGGUAUUGCCAUCCGUCGUAUACAAACCGGGUUGUCAGAGAGGAACGGGCAGAUCGGAGGACCACCCAUUACUCCCAAGCGGCGAUUUGGUGAAAGGUUUAUUCCUUCGUCUAUUCGAAAAUCUUCACGUCGAGGUUCUUCUCGUCCCCCGAUAUCAGGGGUCAUGCCGUCAUAAAGACCGGAUGGCCGCCGCACGAUUCUUCAUGCAUUAUUACGAUCACCCUUUCACGAUUGAUUUGUGCCUUUCACGUUGCUAUAUUCCAUCCCCGUUUUCUCAUUAUUUACUGUCAAACCAUAUUGCUCAUUUCUCAGUACCGGUCAGUCAUCUGUAAUGUGCAUUUGUGAUUGUUUUUGCCUUCCCAAACUUCGCACGAACAAGGGUGGAGAUUCAGCACAAUCAGGAAUUCAGGGUCAGAAGGAUUUUGAAGUGGAGGGAUUUCGAUUGCUGGCCGCCUACGUGGCCGAGAAUGUAUAAUACAGCUAGCUGAGAAAUGCGAAUGAUGACUUAGGCCUAAGGAUGUUGG
This is a messenger RNA of Cantharellus anzutake, 4789 nucleotides long. RefSeq lists its product as uncharacterized. Gene Ontology annotation, biological process: phospholipid translocation. Lineage: Eukaryota; Fungi; Basidiomycota; Agaricomycetes; Cantharellales; Hydnaceae. The record is from RefSeq and is a predicted model, not a curated record. Gene Ontology annotation, cellular component: plasma membrane. Bases 160 to 4440 code for a protein of 1426 amino acids. Gene Ontology annotation, molecular function: ATP binding; ATP hydrolysis activity; ATPase-coupled intramembrane lipid carrier activity. The transcript has 13 exons.